Neolamprologus brichardi is the source of this 8048-nucleotide messenger RNA. RefSeq names its product helicase ARIP4-like. Lineage: Eukaryota; Metazoa; Chordata; Actinopteri; Cichliformes; Cichlidae. Gene Ontology annotation, molecular function: ATP binding; ATP hydrolysis activity. Gene Ontology annotation, cellular component: nucleus. The record is from RefSeq and is a predicted model, not a curated record.
ACCGAUGAAUGGGUGAAAGCGGCCAAGCCUGCCCUGCCUCUCAUUACCACUUCCUAAAUAAAAGCCUUUUUUUUUUUUACUUGAAGGGACUCAUCGCAGAGACGGGGACGGAAGGUGUAGAUUUGCUGGCCAUGCUGAGGUAGCAGCGGCCUUUUAGGUCAGGAUGUCUGAUGAUGAAAUCGAGUGGUUCAAUGGGAAGGAGAGAGAGAUCUGCUACAUCAGUGAUGCGGACGAAGACAAUUAUGGAGACGAUGAAGAUGAGGGUCAGCUGGACAAGUCCCACAGCGCCUCCUUCAGCUCCGAGAAUGAGGCUCAGGGCGGCAACCCUGCUGUGUGGCAGUGCACCCCUCCCCCAUCUACCUCACCUACGGCGGAGACGCCGGCUCACCCUCCCUCCUCUCAGCCCGGGUCAAGACCCCACUCCAGGCCGGCAAGCCAAAGCCCCACCCCUCCCUCGGCCCUGACAGGAACCAAGAAGAGGAGCUCCAAACCUGCGCACAUGAGACGCAACAUCAGGAAGUUACUGAAGGAGCAUCAGUUGGAGGCAGUGACCAAAGCGGCCCAGCAGGAGGAGCUGGAGAGAAGGCGCCGUCUGGAGCAGCAAGGACAACAGGAUUUCCCUGUACCGCUGCUGCCAGAAUACACAACUGGCGAUGUGACAACGCGUGCGUCGUCAUCGGCAACGUCAGCAGCAUCGCAGCAAGAAGUGAACUCGAGCAGACGGGAGGUGAUCUGUGUGAACUCAGGCAGCACAGGCAUCAGUGAAGACGACAGCAAGGCUAACAUACCCACCUCUGUUAGCCCACAACACACACACAAAACAGACGUCAUAGAUCUGAGCUCUGGCGAGGACGACUCCAUCGUCCACGUUAGCGAGUCUACAGCUGAGGAAGAAGAAAGCGAGCCGAGCGAUGCCCACAUCAACGAUGCCCUCAACCAGCCGGACGCCCAGGGGAGGGUGCUGGUCAACCUGAACCAUCCGACUACAGAGGAAGACAUCUUCCUGUCGCCUCAGCUGGCCAGAGCAGUGAAACCUCAUCAGAUUGGGGGAAUCCGUUUCCUGUACGAUAACCUGGUGGAGUCGGUGGAGCGCUUCAGCAGCAGCAGUGGAUUCGGCUGUAUCCUGGCCCACAGCAUGGGCCUGGGCAAAACGCUGCAGGUCAUCUCCUUCAUCGACAUCCUCUUCAGACGCACCCAGGCUCACACCGUGCUCGCCAUCGUACCUGUGAACACGCUGCAGAACUGGCUGUCAGAGUUCAACACCUGGGUCCCGCCCCCUGAGGCUUUACCUCCAGAUCCUGAUCCUGCAGUGGUGACACCACGUACCUUUAAGGUUCACAUUCUCAACGAUGAACACAAGAAUACUACAGCCAGGGCCAAGGUGGUGGAGGACUGGGCUCGGGACGGGGGCGUGCUGCUGAUGGGCUACGAGAUGUAUCGCCUUUUGUCACUGAAGAAGAGCUUCGUGGCUGGAAGGAAAAAGAAGAGCAAGAAAGCAGCGGGACCUGUCGUCAUCGACUUGGAUGAAGAGGACAGGCAGCAGGAGCUACUUAAAGGUAUCGAGAAAGCUUUGGCUCGGCCCGGUCCAGACGUGGUAAUCUGCGACGAAGGACAUCGCAUCAAGAACUGCCACGCCAGCACGUCGCAGGCUCUAAAGAACAUCCGAACCAGACGCCGUGUGGUCCUCACCGGUUACCCGCUCCAGAACAACCUGAUUGAAUACUGGUGCAUGGUCGACUUUGUCCGGCCCGAUUUUCUAGGUACGCGGCAGGAGUUCAGCAACAUGUUCGAGCGUCCCAUUCUGAACGGCCAGUGUGUGGACAGCACGCCUCAGGACAUCCAGCUGAUGAGGUACAGGAGCCACGUCCUGCACAGCCUGCUGGAGGGCUUUGUACAGAGACGAGGCCACGAUGUCCUGAAGGACCAGCUGCCUUCUAAGGAGGAGCAUGUGAUUCUGGUGCGUCUGUCUCCCCUGCAGAGGGCCCUCUACACAGAGUUCAUGAACCGCUUCAGAGAGGCAGGAAACACGGGCUGGCUCAGCCUCAACCCGCUCAAAGCGUUUUGCGUCUGCUGCAAGAUUUGGAACCAUCCAGAUGUCCUGUACGAGGCUCUGCAGAAGGAAAACCUGGCAAGCGACCAGGAUUUGGACCUUGAUGACAUCACCUCUACAGGACGAUGUCCGGCACCAACUAAUCAAAAACCCAAGAACCUGGACAACCCUAACCCCGUCGGUGGCCUGAGCCUUAACCAGCUGCAGGAGAAAGCCAAUCAGGUCAUCACAUAUGAAUGGGCAAAGGACAUCAUGACUGACUACAAGCCCGGCAUCCUGGAGAACUCUGCAAAGAUGGUUCUGCUGUUCCACCUGAUAGAGGAGAGUGUCAGGAAGGGAGACAAACUCCUCGUCUUCAGUCAGAGUUUGUCCACGCUGACCGUGAUCGAGGAUUUUUUGGCUAAGAGACCAGUGCCUCCAUCACCCAAUGUGCCCAGCAGAGACAGACCCAAUCAAAACUGGGUCCGCAACCUCAACUACUAUCGACUGGAUGGAAGCACAACUGCCUCAGAGAGAGAGCGACUGAUAAACCAGUUCAAUGACCCCUCCAACACCUCCGCAUGGGUUUUUCUGCUGUCAACCAGGGCUGGUUGUCUAGGUGUGAAUCUGAUCGGGGCAAACCGCGUGGUGGUUUUUGACGCCUCCUGGAACCCGUGCCACGACGCCCAGGCCGUGUGCCGUGUCUACCGCUAUGGGCAGAGGAAGCCGUGCCACAUCUACAGGCUGGUGUGCGACUUUACGCUGGAGAAGAAGAUCUACGACCGCCAGAUCUCCAAACAGGGCAUGUCUGACCGCGUUGUGGAUGACCUGAACCCCGUGCUGACCUUCACCAGGAGAGAAGUUGAGUCUCUUCUUCAUUUUGUGGAGGAGGAACCAGACUCAUCUAGCAUCCAUCUGCAGCCCAACGACAGAACGGAGAGCAUCCUCAGGAAGGCCCUGCACCUAUAUCCCCGCCUGAUUACAAAGCAACCAUUCCCCCACGAGUCCUUGCUGAUAGACCGCAGGGAGCUGAAGCUGAGCAACGCAGAGAAGAAAGCAGCAAAGAAGGGCUACGAGGAUGAAAAGAGGGCCUCGGUGCCAUACACCCGCCCUUCCUACGCUCACUAUUACCCUGCCAGUGAUCAGAGCCUUACCAACAUCCCUGCCUUUAGCCAGAGAAACUGGCGUCCUCCCACUAGCACUGAAGAGAAACCAGUGGCCAGUGUCAGGCCAGUCCAGUCAACUCCAGUCUCUAUGAUGCCCCGCCAGGCAUCUGCAAGCUCCGCCCCAGGCAAUGACUCUUCUAAAUGCAGCCUCGGAGGCUUCCCUGUCAACUGCCUGCAGAAAGCUGGCGUGUUUGUACAGAAAAUUGUCACCACCACUGACAUAGUGAUUCCAGGCACCAACAACUCCACAGAUGUCCAGGCCAGGAUCACCGCUGGAGAGAGUAUCCAUGUCAUCAGGGGCACUAAAGGGACUUACAUCAGGACAUCUGAUGGCCGAAUCUUUGCCAUCAGAGCAGCUAAUAAGGCCAAGUCAGUGGAGGAGAGUUCAACAGCACCACCCAAAGAUUUGCAAGCACCCCCUCCAGAGGUUCCCACCCAUGUCAGUAACGGUUGCCUGUCACCCAAGACUGUGCCCCGCCCUCUUUCCCCCGACAGCCCGGAGAUCAUUAAUGAGUUGCAGCGCUAUACGGGCGGCGCAGGAGCUGGUGGGUCAGCAGGCUCUGCUGCUCAUCCGCCAGAGAGCAGCGUGAGCAGCCUGCCCUCAUCCAAACUGGUUCAGACCAAUGGCAGCGGUGGGAGCGAGUUAUUAAGUGGAAAUCUGAGCCACCAUGAUGCCUCUGUGACUAAUGUCAUUCAGCCCAACAUGGAUGCCACUGCCGCCCAAGAUCUAAGAACGGGCUCCAAGCGCAAAGCCUCCACCCCAUCCUUGGAUGAGCGGGCCAGUAAGCAGCCUUCUGCCGGCAAGCACUCCUCAGCCCCUGUGGCCUCGCAGGGCUUCCCCUUCACUGGGGGCUAUGGGCUCCCCCCUAUGGGUCUAAACUCUGCCAUGCUGGGUGGUUCACUGGGGCAUCCGCUCUUCAUGGGGGCAGGCUCACAUUACUUCCAGCCCCCCCACGCUCAGCUGAGCGACGCCAGUUACAUGUACCCAGAUCGGCAUGGGUGGAACAUGGGUGGAGAUGGCACUGUUCCCACUUCCUCUCCUUCCUCAUCACUGAUGACAACCACCGCUCCCACCGUCUCAUCUUCCUCCUCAACAUCAUCAUCCUCUCCAUCAGUCAAAGCUGCCAGUUCACUUUCAGGAGCCUUGCCACCAUUCAUGCUGAGCUCCAACAUGCCAGGCAUGGCUGGGAUGCUCCCACCCGGCUUCCCUCUGUCAUAUAGUCCAUCUCUGGCGAGCCUCUACACCAGCUCAAUGCUCCCAGGAGGGGUGUCGGGCCCAGCUGCUACUCCCGGCCCAGCUGGAGCCAGUUUCUUGUCCCAAUACCCUCCUACUGCUGCAUCCAGCUCCUCCUCAUCUUCCCCUUCUUCCUUCUCCCCCUCAGCUCGGUCCGAGGGCCAGCGAGGCCCGGUGCUGGUGAACAGCGGGAAUGUCAGCAGCAUCAGCAGCUCAGAUGAAGAUGAUGUAAUUGAGGUGAGGGGACAGUGACAAAAGAAUGAUGUCCUUUUGUGAGAAUGCUUUCAGAAAUUGUAAUAGUCACCAUAAAAUAUAAUGGCAGCCCAUUUGCCAGGAUGCAGGUUUCCAAGAGGCCAAGAUGAAAUUAAAUUAAAUGAAAUGAGGAAAAAAUGACAGACAUUUAAAGUGUUGAGAUCUGAGGCCCUGCUGAAGUGUUUCUCCUGAACAUCUCUACUUGCCUUGAAGAAAUGGUCUGAAUGGGGAUUUAACAGUGACUGGACAGAGAGAGAUAAUCGUGAUGCUGAAUAUCAGAAGAAGAAUCCUGAUAAAGGCUUAAAAACCCUCCAAAGGGAUGGAGAAAAUAAAAGUUUGAGGAUUUUGAGCUUCCAAAAAAAAUGUUCUUUUUUUUUCCUUUUUUUUUGUCCAAUGCCGGCAUUAAGAUGCUUAUCACUGGACUGAGUACUGCUGAGUAUGGGCCUAUAGUGACCACAAGCGGCCACUAGUUAUACUGUUGACUUUUAGAGAUACUAGCUCUGCAGCUUUGCUAAGUGUCAAGACUUUUGCUUUCAGCUAAUUAAAAAGAGGAGCUGGAGUUGCUUGUGAAACAGGUUUUGCUAUUACAUUAGCUGGUAGCACAGUUUAUUUCAUAACUGAAAUGGCAUCGUCCAUCACUUGUUGCUACUGAACACUUCUUAAAACAGCAAACGCAACGGUUACAAGAUCACACAGAAGUUUUAGAGAGCGUUUUUGACUGAACGUAAUAAUAACUCACUGCCAGGACAGCUGUAUUGUAGGAUUUUGUUCUUGAAAGAACACACAACAGAUGUGGGAUCACAUUGAAAUACUGAAGAAACAGUUGUGCUUUGAGGAUGAGGUUAAAGAUAUUCACUGAAACUUUAAAAACUAAUGAAAGAAUGUACGCUUAAUCAAAUGCCUUUACACCGGGCCUUUUUGAAAAGACUCCUUCUCUUUAGGCAUCAGAUGUGGGAAGAUUUGUUUUUCUUCUUUUUGUGCGUGUUUUUUCUAUUUAUGUAAUCUCUGAUUGCCUAAAAAAAAAACGACAGCCAGGUGAAAAUGAGGAAAAAAAUAAACUGUGUCCCAGUGAGGUGUCCUCCUUGUAGCGGAGAAACAACCAACAGAAAAUGCCUUUUUGCCUCCAUCUUUCUGAAUGUUAACUGUGAGAGAGGCGAGGUAAAGAGAGACAGACAGUCGCCGUGGCUCUCUGAAUCUCACCCACAGUCUUACUGUAGCCUAGUGAAAAACGAUGCAAAACACUCACUCAAGCCUAUAUAUGUAUUUGUACAACCCCAGAGGAACGCUCGUGUUAUUACUGUGUUUGUAACUGCUUGUUGUGUUUUUAAGGGUUGCAAAAGGAAUCAUUAAAAAAAGAAAAGAAAAAAUUUAGAUUCAUGUUACUCGGUUUGGUAACGUGUUCUGAGAGAGAUUUCACCUCUGCUCUGCUGUUUUUCCUUUUUCUUUCUCUGUUUCAUCUCGUUUCAUGAACAGAGGUCAAUGUGAAACCAAACCUGUUUUUUUUAGGGAGAGAUGAUGUAGCUUUGCCAAAAGGAAAAAGAAGGAAACGGCACAUCUGAAACCUCCAUCAAAGAGGAUUGUGUCUUAAGAGACCAAAUAAUGCAGAGCAGAUAAAAAAUAAAAACAAUCCAUUGCAGAAACACACUCUCUCUACAGCAUCCUCGCAGCUACAGUUGAGAAGUACAUAUCCAUUUUUACACUGUAAAAAGAUACAAAUCUGUGUUUGACUGGGUGAAAGCUAGAAAAUCUUCAUAGUGUGACCAAUUUCCCCUUUAAAUUUGCUAUAAAUGGAGGCCGACCUAUAUAUUGUGUAUAUCAGCCGAUAUAAAUUUUUUGCCAAUAUUUCAGUUUUGGCAUUUAUAAUGGAUGAUGAAUGGAAAAUUCAAAUGAGAGAUUUUGGGGUGGGGGUUGCAUAGUUUGUCCACCAGAGGACAGUCUGCACUCGCAGGUAACACGUGUUUGGAACUACUAGCAGAUCAGAUGAUUGUUGGGUAGAGCAACAAAGAGCAAUCCGCUACUUGUGACAAUAAAACAAUAUUAUUUUUAAACUGCAGGGUUGGAUGUUGGUCAAGACUCAUAAAUAGCUAUAAAUAAAAAAUCUUAGGGAAAUCUGUUUGUUUUCUGUGCGUGAAAGGAAACAAAUAUCGGCUGAUAUAUGAGAUUUUUAAAUCCUCAAAUCCGAUGUAUCAGUAAACAAUAUCGGUACCAAUAUCGGCAUCGGUCCGGUUCUAGAUGUAAACCAUCAAUCUGCUGUUCCAGCUGACCCCCCUCGGCCUAAACAGCUGCAGGAAGAGCUUUAAAAACCACAAGCUCUUUUGUUAAAGAUGAAACAACAUCAAGUUAAGACUCAGCAUUACCUGUCCUUUUUUCCCUCUUCCAUGUGUUUGUUCUCCAUACUGAAACUGUAAGUUUACUUGUGUUUCAUUUUUGCUCUCUACAAUGUUUGAAUUUACCAAAUUAAUUUAUUUAUGACGGUGUAUAUUUAUUCAUUUGUAUUUUUAUUUUUUUACAAUGUCUUUUUGGUUUCAUUUGUUUCAUCGCUAUCUUGUUUGUAAGAUUUUUACAGUCAUAUUAGUGUUGUUACUACAGUUUUUCUUUUUUAAGAACUAAUGAUAAGCCAGUCUGACCCAACACAUGUGAAACUGUGCAGAACUUUGAUGUGGACCAACCAAUGUGUUAUUAAGCACAUUAAUAUCCAGGAUAGCAUAGAGUUAAAAUCAUAUCUAAUAACUGAUCAGCCGUUUAAUAUGGAAAAACCAAAAAACUGUCACCAGGGAUAUUCAACGACUGCACAGUGUUGAAAUCAUUUCCUAUUUAUGUGCGCUCAGAUAAUAUAGAUGCAAAUUUUAGUAUUGAAUCUGAGCUAAAUGAGCCAUUUAUGUGCAUGCUAGCUCAAUCACAAGUAAUGGGUCAGAAACCGAGGCAGCCCAACCCACUUAUCAUCUGGAAAAAGAAAGCAAAACAACAACAAUAAAAAAACAAUAUUAUGUGCUUCUCCCCUUUUCUGUGUUGUAUUACCAUAUCACCAGAAUUGUCCAGGCGUGUCAUCACCCCUGUGAUGGCAAAACGGCAAGUUUUCCUCAGUGUUGAACUGUUUGGUUGUCAGCUCAGCAUUUGCUGCGCAGACUGACUGCUCUUUAGUUUCACAGCUUUCUACUUGAAUUUACAUAUUUAUUUAUACAAAUCGAGGUGGUCGGGCAAGCAGAGCCGACUGUCUGAAUUCCAUUUUAGCCGAGGUGAAGAUUAAAUCUGCUGUCUUUGAGGAUUGGCUCCAGUCAAAGCUUGUUGUGUGGACAAUGGUGUAUGACUUUGGAUUACAUCAUUUUUGUUUUUUGAAAUUUGUAAAUAAAAAGAAACAUGUUCUAAA